Molecule: messenger RNA, 1060 nt
Organism: Clunio marinus
Lineage: Eukaryota; Metazoa; Arthropoda; Insecta; Diptera; Chironomidae
Source: the annotation of a GenBank genome assembly
AUGUACUUACAUAGUUCACUUGUCGAUAUCAAACCAGAGAUUCUUGAUGCGUUAAUGACCAAACAACCCGUUGUUGCUUUGGAAUCAACUAUCAUCACUCACGGUAUGCCUCAUCCCCACAACCUCGAGACAGCUAUUAGUGUGGAAAAGAUAGUUCGAGAACAGGGCGCAUUUCCCGCAACAAUUGCCAUUCUGAAAGGACGAAUCAAAAUUGGAUUAACAGAAAAUGAAUUGGCUGAGUUGGCCGAUCCCAAUACAAAAACCGUUAAAACAUCUCGUCGAGAUUUCGCUUACGUGCUGGGACAACAUUUAAAUGGUGGAACGACCGUCGCUGGUACAAUUAUUUGUUCAGAACUUUGUGGUAUAAAAAUAUUCGCAACUGGUGGUAUUGGAGGCGUUCAUCGAAAUGGUGAAACAACGAUGGAUAUUUCUGCUGACCUGGUUGAAAUGGGACGAAGUUCUGUGGCUGUUAUUUCAAGUGGCAUAAAAUCGAUUCUUGACAUUCCACGAACAAUGGAAUAUUUGGAGACUCAAGGAGUAUUUGUGUCAACAUAUCAAGUGACUGACAAGGAAUUUCCAGCAUUCUACACGAGAAAGAGUGGCGUUAAAGCGCCUUACAAUUUUGUCGAUGCAGAAGACGCUGCAAAAUGUAUUCGUAGAUCUCAUCAACUAGGCUUGAAGUCAGGAAUACUUAUCGGUGUUCCCGUACCGGAUCAACACGCGAUGGACGAGUCAGUUAUAUCGAAAUCAAUAUCCAAUGCUUUGAAAGAAGCGGAACAUGUUGGAAUUCACGGGAAAGAUGUGACUCCAUUUAUUCUUGCUGCAAUUUCAGAGAUAACUGCCGGAAAAAGUUUGCAAACGAAUAUCAACCUUAUAAAGAACAAUGCAAAAGUUGCGGCGCAAAUUGCAGUCGCUUUGGGAGAGAAGCCAACUGCUUUUGACAGCGACGUUGAUUCUAAUUUUCCGAGAAUAAAUAAUUUAGAUAAUCUCAUUCCAGUCAUCGUUGGAGGUUCCAUCAUGGAUAUUCACUAUCGUGUACUUACUGAGAAUCUUCAGGUGA